GCGCUACGCCGCGAGAGGGCCAUGGUGCGGGUGGCUGUGGCUGCGCGGCUCCUGCGCCUGCAGUGGCAGAAAGGCCCUGGCCUGCGCCCCGCGGGGAUUGGGGCGGGCAGCGCGCCCAGGAGGUUUGCCGCGGGGGCCUCGGCAGCAACACCCCCCCGGCGCCUCGACCUGCGGGGCAUCUACCCGCCCCUGGCCACCCCGUUCACCUCGCAGGGAGAGGUAGAUUACAGCCGGCUGGAGGAGAACCUGCGCCUCUACUCCGGGAUUCCCUUCCGAGGUAGGGUCGCCAGGCGGGGCAGAGCACAGAGUGGAAAGGGCGGAUGGUGCAGCCACUUUGUACUUUCUGGAGACGGAUGUGGGUCGCAGUUUGUUCCUGUGGGGUUCCGGGGGCGUUGGCAACGCUGUUGACUACGCAUCCACACCAUUCACUUAAAGCGCUAUGAUGCCACUUGGAACAGUCAUCGUUCCCCCCAAAUAAUCCUGAGAGCUGUCGUUGGCUAGAGGUGCAGUGAGUGACGGGCAGCGCCUCCCGUUUAGUCAUUUGGGGCGAAAGGAGACAUGCUGCCCUACCCCACUGGCACCGAUUUUGGGCAAAGCCGUGCCAAUUUCCAGCAAGAUCUGGCACAAAUUGUAUGAGAUCUCACACAAUUUCAGCGAGAUCUUGCCUGAAAUCUGUGCAAUCUCCUCCAAAGUCUGCACUGGUGUUGGUGCCACUUCACUGACAGAUGGUGGUGGGACAGACCCACAAAGAUGCUGCCUCGGGGCUUUCACCGCCUGAGGCAGUGACCUCACCCUACCCAAUGGCUGUGCAGGUCUUCCUAAGAGUACUUAGGAGACCCCUGUUCUCCUCCCAGAGCUACUACAGUGGUACCUCGGGUUACAGACGCUUCAGGUUACAGACUCCGCUAACCCAGAAAUAGUACCUCGGGUUAAGAACUUUGCUUCAGGAUGAGAACAGAAAUCGCGUGGCAGCAGUGAAAGGUCCCAUUAGCUAAAGUGGUACCUCAGGUUAAGAAUAGUUUCAGGUUAAGAACGGACCUCCAGAACAAAUUAUGUUCUUAACCCGAGGUACCACUGUAUUUCCAGAAUGGUUUAAGACAAAUCCCUCUUCAUGGGGGAACUCUGCAAAGUGUAGCUCUUUGAGAGGAAUUGCUCUUCAUACAGUGGUAAGGUAGCUAGGGAUAAGGACCCCAUUCUUGCAAUAUCCUCUCCAAACAGAUUUGUGGGGGUCUUGUUGCAUCCUGGAAGGCAGAUUCACAGUGAACUAGGGCCACCUUCUCUAUAACUCUGAAAAGAGAAACAAAAAAAAUCUCAAUCCCUUUAAGAGCUAUCUGAUACACAGAAAUGCAACGUGUCUUGCUAGACCUUCUGCCCUGAAGCUGAUAAAGGCAAAGAACAUUUUGCAGGAAAAAUGGAUAAGCAAGUGGUUUCACUGUAUUGUAGGCACAGUUAUUCGCAGCCAGCUGGAGGGUGUGUGCGCGCUGGAUGCACCUACUGUGCUGAAACGUCCUUCAGAGCUAGCACUGCUACUUCUCCAGUGGUGACAAUUUAACAGAGCAAAACCAAGCCUUCCAUUUACUUGUUUCAUCCACCGGGACCUUUUCCAGUAAAUAGGAAAGGGGUACACAGCUGAAUUGUCAACUACGCUAUUUCUUCAAAGACACACAUGGCUGCCUGCACGAACUUUGGCCUUCGUCCGCCGCUCUGCUGGAGAUGGGGGAGGAACCUGCAUUUUUUGCGUAUUUUUCCUUCCCCUCCCCCCAAUGAUGCUAUCCUAGUCUUCACUAGCAGAGGACAACUUUGCAUGGAUACCCUACCAGUAACCUGCUGCCAUACGUCCUGGAUUCCACAUGCCCAGGCAUUCUUUCCUAAAAGGUCUUGGUUUACCACCUAUCCAAUUACAGUGACUGCCCUUUUCCAAGUGUAGUUACUAUGCUGCUGACAGUUCCCCAUCCCUGCUUUUAUAGUCUUACCUGUUGGAUUUCUGUCUGAAAUGCAGCUGCUAAAGGCACGGGAGCCCUGCCAGGAAGAAGUCAGUAAUGCUGCCCAGCAUGAUUUUCUUCUCCUGGGGGUUUGGACAUGGCUUGGCAGGCAAGAGUAGAAAGCUUCUGUAACUCAACUGUUGUUAUAGCUGUGAGACAGGAGUCUUCAUUUGGUUGGCUACUUACCACCUUCUUGACUUUGUGGCCAAGCCCACUCUUAGAUCACCAGACUGCAGCUAUUGGUGCUCCGAUAACAUCCUGGUUAGACUACUGUCAUGUGCUCGAUGUGGGGCUGUCUUUGAAGACUUCAUCAAAUCUUCAAUAGGCUCAAAUUACAGCAGCUAGGAGGAAGCAGUUACGAGUUACCAGUCUCUGCAGCCACAGCAGGCGCUGUGAUUCUUCAGUGGUUUGACUUUACCCCCAGAGGCACACUUCAAGAGCUAGACUGAUGCCUGGAACAUGUUCCUAUGAACAUACCUUGCCCAUUUUAAAAGUUCAGCACUGGCUACCAGGAAAAUUCCAGGCACAAUUCCCUGUCAUGAGGGUAUUGACAUUUAAAGCUGUAAAUAGCCUGGGACCAGGGUGCUGGAUAAUACGUGAUUUUAAUAUUGGCUGCAUGGGACUUUCUCUGGGUGCCCUUGCCAUUAGAGGUACAGCAGCUGGGGAGAGAGACCUCAGUGUUGGCACCCUCCCCAAGCAGAUUUAUGGAGUCCAUUUUUGCGCAAUUAUUGUUUAGAUUACAGGUUAACAUUUUUAAAAAAAACAUCAGGGUUCCUACUCCACUCCUAGUUCGUCUAGUUUUAUUCACUCCUGCUUUAUUGUUUUCUACUGCUAUUUGGGCUUGUUUUGUUCAUGCUCAUUUGUUUUACAUUUCAUCAUGUUAUAUCUCUCUCUAUAUAUAGCUAUAUAGCUAUAUCACUAUCUACACACACACACACACACACACACACAGCGCUUUUUUUCAGCCAGAACUCGCCAGAACUCAGUUGGGUGCCAUUGCCAUUAUAAGAGAACAAGGGAGACGUUCAUGGUGAGUUCUGGCACCUUUCUUUCACACACACACACACACACACACACAAUUUUACUGUUUUUAGGUUUUGGUGUUUCUCUGUUUCUUUGGGGUCCUUCUGUUUAAAAGCAAAACAUAAACUCUUCAAAUGAAAAUGGCUGUUCCCACUGCCAACUCUCUCUCUCUCUUUUUGCAGGUUUUGUGGUGCAGGGUUCCAAUGGGGAAUUUCCCUACCUGACUCAACAAGAACGCCUGGAAGUGGUGAGACGUGUGCGCCAAGCUAUGCCCAAGGAUAAGCUCCUGCUGGCUGGGACCGGAUGUGAAUGUGAGCAGCAUGCAGGGGAUGGGGCCAGAGGAUGCCAUUCUCCAGCUGCACCACAUCCUGAAUUAAGAUGCUAGAGCUGAACAAUGAUCUUAUAUAGGCACUUUCUAUCCCCUGCUUCCAUCUCUGGUUCUCGGAGCCUCUUAAUCUCACUGAGCCCAUCCUUUGGUCCCACAGGCCUCUUAAAACCCUUUUAUUAUUUUUGUCCAUUUAUCCUCUUUGUCCUCCUUCCUUUAGCAACUCGGGGCACCAUUGAGAUGACAGCACAAAUGGCUGAUAAGGGCGCAGACGCUGCCCUCGUGGUGACGCCUUGUUACUUCCGGGGAAGCAUGACCAGUGCAGCCUUGAUUCAUCAUUACAAACAGGUGAAGGAUGGGGCGCAGGCAUCUCCCUGGUCAGAGCCGCAGGGACUGGGGGGAAGGCUGAGAUGGUACCAAGAUGGUGGUAGCUUGUAUUACAGGUUGGUUGAUGUUGCAGGCAUGAGUGGAUUUUCAAUAGAAAUGCAAUUAAAAUAAAUACCUUGAAUUCUGAAUUCAAGUGCAACUUCUCCCUAAGGUGCUUAGGGUUUUUAUUGCAGGCACCAGUGUUUGCCUGGGUUAAAAAGUAUUUAUUCAGAAAGUAAAAAGCUUAUUUGAGAAAGUAAAAGAUGUGGGUUUGAAAAGAGAGUGCAUUUGGUCUCUAGCUACCUUGAAUUUUAGAACAAAGAUCUGUAUAUUAAAUAAUUAUUGUGUCUAAUUCAGAUCAGUGAUGAUUCAUUUGCAGGGUUCGGUGUAGUAUGAAACAUGUGCUGUAUCACCACAGCUACUGAGCAGGGUACCCAUAAAUCAGAAUGAAUAAACACUUGACUUGCUUCUUCCAGGUCCUGUUCCCUUUCAUUAUCACGAUGUUCUUCCUUGGCAUGAGACUGACCUAUGAGUACUAGUUAUUUCGCUUGUGUAUAAGAAGUUAUUUAUUUAUUUCAUAAAAAUUUAUACACCACUUGAUUGUAAAAAACAAAAAAAUCGGUUUCCAAAAAGAUAUUUUUUUUUUAAAAAAGGAAAGGUUUACAGCUAUGCUUUAAAACAUACAAGAGUUAAAAUACUAAAGCAGAUUAAAAUUACCUCACCUUUCUAAGCACCUGGGUAGACUUGUCUAAACAAGAAUGUUUUUAGCAGGUGCUGAAAAGAGUUAAAUGGUUCCCCAAGUCAAAAGAUGCUGGCAGACGCUUAGGACUGCCUGGGAGCCAUUGGCUGCCAUAUUAGGGCUGCAAGUCUUGUUGAACAUUGCUGUGUUGGAAGAGUGGAGAAAGAUAGUCCAGAAAAAUGAGCAUUUUGUUGUAGGGAUGAUGAAACCUAUGUCGCCACUACAACUCCCAUCAUCCCCAGCCAGCAUGGCCCAAGGGUCAGGGAUGAUGGGAGUUGUAGUCCUGCAUCAUCUGCAUGGCCGCAGGUUUGUUGUAUUGCUUCACACUGAGAAUUUAAAAAACCCAGACCUGUCCAGUCCCAGUGAAAACAUUGGCUAGUAAGUGUAACAGCACACACAGUAAGUGUAUCUAUACAAGAUCUAGCACCGCAAAGGGAUGACUGGGGUUGACAUGGAUUUUACUGUGUGAAAGGAAGCAUGUGAACUAGUCUUUGAAGGGUAACCUGCUGUGUGGAGGCUUCUCGCGGUCUGCAUGUGGGUUUCCCCAUGUGCCACGAUCAUGCUAUUUUGUGUCCUCAGGUAGCUGAAGCAUCUCCAAUCCCUGUGAUACUCUACAGCGUCCCGGCCAAUACGAAUCUGGAGCUGCCCACCGAUGUGGUGCUCAGCCUAGCACAGCACCCCAACAUUGUGGGGAUCAAGGACAGUGGUGGCAAUGUGAGUGAAGGGGGGAAGGCCGGGUGCUGAGACAAAGUGGGUUGCGAUUUCAUCUUGGGGUGCUGGCAAGAAUCUGAGUUGGAGGGCCUGUCAGUAUUGGCCCUCUUAAGCAAGCUAAUGGCUCACAGGGGGAUUUGUGGACCUGCCAGCAGGCCCCCUCCUCCUAGAGUACUGAAAGAUUACCGUAUUUUUCGCUCUAUAAGACGCACCAGACCACAAGACGCACCUAGUUUUUGGAGGCGGAAAACAAGAAAAAAAUUAUUCUGAAUCUCAGAAGCCAGAACAGCAAGAGGGAUCGCUGCGCAGUGAAAGCAGCAAUCCCUCUUGCUGUUCUGGCUUCUGGGAUAGCUGUGCAGCCUGCAUUCGCUCCAUAAGACGCACACACAUUUCCCCUUACUUUUUGGGAGGGAAAAAGUGAGUCUUAUAGAGCAAAAAAUACGGUAACUUAGAAGUACUGUAAUCAUUUCCCACAGCUUAAGGCUGUUUUCCACGUCAGGACACGGCCAGGUGGCAGUUUCCUCACACUCUUACUUUUCAUUAGCUUCGUUAAUGUGUAACCCCAAAAAUUUGGAUCCCCUCCAAACUGAUGCGAAGGUUUUGUGCUCUCUUUAAUAACCCUAAACGCUUAAGCACUCACACGCAGACACUUUCAAACUGUGAUCCAUCCUGCCAGUGGAGCUAAGGAAUCAGCAGUAAUAAAAUAGCUCCAUUUGCUUAUCCCAACAAAUCCAUCAGGAGGUUUGUGACUGGAAAGCGGCUGUGAUCUCUGUCGAACCCAGACCUUCAGUGGUGACUCUACCAGUGUAUUUCACCUCCUUUUGGUAUUACACUAUCUCUGUUUCCCACAAGUUCAACGCCACUUUUGUGGGCCUCUCAUCUACCCAGGAAUUCGGCAGGCUGUGCGUUAACGUGACAGCACCACGUGACCUUAGACUACCACCCUUUGCUUAGUAGCAUUGUCCAUCCAUCCCUCCCUGCUUGAUGUUGCGAUCGCCCAUUGUAGGUAGAGCAUUAGAUUAGUGAAGCAAAAAGAGGGGAGUUGCUGUAGGGGCUGACACUCUUCUUUCAAAGACCAGGAGCUGCCUGGUAGCUUAAAGGGGACAUGAAUAAAGCAAUGGCAGAGCAGCGAUUUCAUUGUCAGCGUCAACUGCUGCCCCCACAUUUUGAUGGAUGCCUACUGCUGUCCUCCCCUAUCAAGCGAUCCCCUCUCUUGCCAGAUCACCCGCCUCGGACUGCUUGUCCACAGGACCGAACAUGAGGACUUCCAGGUACUGGCAGGAUCAGCUGGUUUUCUGCUGGCCAGUUACAUUGUAGGUAGGUGAUAUUGGGAGCUGAUGUCCAUACGGGGCAGUUCUGGAGAGAGUGGCUGGCUGGCUGUUUCAGGACAUGGGGAAGGGUUACAAAGUCGCCUAGGGUGUGCAUUAUAACAUUUGUCAAGAGAUUAAAAAAGCAUUUUCCAACUUGGUUACCCUUGAGCAGAGUAUGAUCGAUCUUCCUUCCUUCCUUUUCUUUCUUUCUUGUAGAAGUUGGAAGCUGCUAUAGGAAGCCCAACAUUUGGUCCAGGCUUUGCUAGUUUGACAUGAGCAGAGAGCGAAAGCAUGCUGGGGGAGUGGUGUAUCAUGCAAAAAUGCCUGUUUCACUGCCUAGGUGCUCUAUUCUUUUUUUGAUGGAACUAUGCUCCUUGCUCCAGGUGCUGCUGGAGGGAUUUGUGCCCUUGCCAACGUGCUUGGCUCUCCAGUCUGUCAGCUUGAGCAACUGUGCUGUGCUGGAAGCUGGGAUGAGGCCCGUGCACUGCAGCACCGACUCAUUGAGCCUAACAUUGCGGUAAGAGGCAGAAAACGGGAGGAAAGUGGGACGUAAGAAGUGGAAACACCCCACUUCCUUGGGAAUGUAUGGGGAGGAAAAGGCCCAACUGGAAAAGAGGUAAUGCUUUGGUGGAGCUCCCAACAGAACAACAUACAGUUGUUGCUCAUGGUCUGGAACACAGGCUGUGGGUCAAGUCCUAUCCUUCCCCAUCCUUUGCAAACUUGAUCAGCCGUAUGACCAAGCAAUUGUGUUUUAUUGCUUGCCCUUUAGUCUUACAUUUCUCCCACUUUGCCCUAUCCUAUUCUGCGUGAGCGUCAGUGUUCUGAGCCAUCUCAGCAUUCCAUUUUUAUUUCUGUGACAAUUUUGGGAACGUCAGCCAUGCUUUGGAUUUUUCUUGGCAAAACCUGUGACUUAUUCACACUACAAUCUUCUGGAUUUUGCAAAAGCAUGAUAUGCAACUGUGAAUUUUUAUUUUAUUUUUUGGCAGUUUCUUUUCGGCUCCAUUUAAUAAUUUCAGAAACGUAUCUGGGGCUUGUAAUUCUAGUACUAAUCCUCUGGAGCCCUUGCACCUCCCUCCCAAAGCUUGAUAAGCAAAGAAAACCUGCUGGGUGUACAGGUGGGGAAAAUAAAUAAAUAAAUAAAUGAAGAGCAGAGAACAGUUUCCCCAGUUCUCCAUGUAUUAACUUAUUCCCCCCACCUGUGUAAGAUUGCAAUCGCAUAAGUAAAGUGAGCGCAAGUUGUAAGCUUACCGUAUAUCCUUGUACUAGUAGUACUUUAUUAGACCUCAUGUAGUCUAAGAAUUAACCAACCACUUCUUCAAAUGCACAUACACUGUUGACUUCAAACGUUCACGCUUAGUAUGAUCUGCACCAGUACCUCCUUGCCUGAAUUGAUUAAGUGUCAAACAGGAAUUCCUGGGUCAUAACACUUGCCCAUGUCUAAUGUUCUGGACAUUCUGUGACCACAGACAAGUCCUUGAUGGUGCAAUUCUUCAGUUUCUGCAGGCUUAGAGCUGAGUGAUGCUUGUAGGAAAAGGGGGUUCACGUACACCUCUGCCACACUGUUGGCCACAGAGCAGUUCUGAGUGCCCCACACUGUUUCUCUUUCCACAGGUAACAAGCAAGUUUGGAGUCCCAGGCCUGAAACAGGCCAUGGAAUGGUUUGGUUUAAAUGGGGGCUUCUGUCGCUCUCCCUUGCUCCCGCUAAGUGAGGCACAAGUGAGGGAGCUGCGCCAGGAUUUCAGCUCCAACGGAUGGCUCUGAAAGAUGAAGCUGUUCCAGGCAAUGGUCGGAACCUUGAAAUGGGCAGCAGGCAUAUUGCCAGUUAAGCCUCAAAUUUCAUAUCCUGCAGCAUACUAAAAUACAGCUUAUUCAACUUAUACUGUUCAUUGGCAUGUUUGAAAACCAAAGUAUUAUCACAAGUGAAACAGCAUAAUGAAGAUGCCAGAAAGGUUUUCAAAUGGGCAAGUAAGCACUUUUCAUGGCAGUAGCUCUGAAUUCCUUUUCUCAUAGAGGUUCUAACCCUUUCUGCUUGGAAUCGCCAAAUUUGUCCUUAGCUGGGGUACUUAUCUAUUGUAUCAAAUUGUCCAUUUGAGGCCCAUUUAACAUUUGAGUGCCCGAGGCACUAUCCUUUCAGGUUGACUUCCUUCCCCCUGCUCCCCAGCUGACGAGAAAGAAAAAAGACCCCAUGUCCUUUGCUUUUCCAAGAGGGGGUCUGGAUAACAGCUGGAGCCAGCAAAAUUAAAACUGCCAUGGCCUGCCAAUAGACAGAGUUGCAGUCCAACAAUUUCUGGAAGGAAAUAGGUGCCUCGUCUGCCUAUUCCCCAUCAGUACAAUCUUCCAAGGUGAUGUCAAAGGAGUUUGCUGCAUGACUACAUGGCCUACUUCCAUAAGUCAGUAGAUGUUGACCAGCUGCAAAUUCACAAGGUGUGUAAGAAUGAAAGAGGGUGGAGCCAUAUUUGUUUGAUCCAUAGAUUCAUGGUACUGACUGGUGUUAGCUCACCAACUAGGAAGCACCUUUUAACAGGGAAGAUGCUUUAUUUGCAAGAUACUGCUUCCUGGGGCUGAGUCUCUUGCCCUCAGUGACAAAGAUAGCAUGGGGUGGAAUUAAUCUUUAGAAAAGUAUGUUUUCCAGGUAAAAAUGCUUUGCCCCGUCUACUAUCUCAGUAAUGGUACACUCUGCUUGCAAAGGGGAAAUAGAGUGACUGAAUAGAUGAUGAAACCAGCACAAUUUCAGGCCAGAGCUGUGCACUGAACCAAAGGAGGGAAGCAUGGAUUGUCUGCACAAAACAAAAGCAGCAUACAGAGCUGAGUGUGCCUGCUGCUGUAUUCCCCACAUAAAGAUGAUUAGAAAGGCUAUUACAGCAUGCACACAGCCCAUCCUUGCUGAUACGUUACAUCCUUCCAAUAGGGGAAAAAAGACAUGGAGGCAGAGAUUCAGCAACUCUUUAUUUGGCCAAGGCCCUUACAUGGGCAGAGACACAAAAGGCACGAGGGUGGCAUUGACACGCAGACAUUCAGUGUGGAGGUGGGCUGGUAACAAGAGGCUCCAGCAUGGCACUUAGGGACACACACCAUGCAGGUCAAUGCUUGGCUAAGAACACCCCCCAAUCUCAAAACAAUCCCAUGUUUACUUUCAGUGCACAGAAACACAAAGUGGCUGGGUAGAAACUAAGUCGCUCUUCAAAGGCCACUCAGUCCCAACUCAACCCCCCAGCCCAUAAUUUCACAGGCUGAUAUCCCACAGCUAGCUUUCCCCUUCUGCUAGCCCAGCCCUAUAUUUCCAUUCAGCCUGCGAGGACCCUCCCAGGAGCUGUUUCUUUUCUUCCAUGUCAUUGCCCCAGCUUAGCAUGCAAAUGUAUUAGGGAUGCCCUGCGCACUCUCUAGUUUUUGAAGGCUCCAGUGCUCACUUACUUCCCCUACCAAAAUGCUCCUAAAGAGCUACACAGCAUUACCAGAUCUCAGUGCAACCACCUCUUUGGACCUAGUGGACAAAAUGGGGAUGGACACCACUUCUUUUGGGUAUCUACAGGGCUGUGUGUAUGUCAUUUCUCUGUGACUGCAUUCAACAAUAUUGGACACAGCAGUCAGCAUCAUGAGACUCGGUUGUAUAUUUUAAAGCAAAUUUCUAGCCAUUAAGGCAGCAAAACAUAGGCUUAAAAGCAUUCAGGCAAUGCCUGAUAAAAUCUGAGAAACUGGAAGAGAGGGGUGCAAAAGUGUUCAAGAGAUACGGCAUUAGUGCUCUCCAAAGCACUUUUGCCUUUUCCUAUUACUAGCAAAAGCAGAAAUCAUGCAAAAUAAAUAAUUAUAUGCC
Podarcis lilfordi (Lilford's wall lizard) is the source of this 10267-nucleotide messenger RNA. NCBI's taxonomy places the organism in Eukaryota, Metazoa, Chordata, Lepidosauria, Squamata, Lacertidae. The record is from the annotation of a GenBank genome assembly.